AUGGAUACAACAACUUCUUCCCCUUCCGUUUAUGAUUAUCCAGUCCAAGCAUUGACGGAAGCCAUUAUGAAGGAGGAAUACAUUAUCACAGAUCGAGGUACUUGCCUCACGCUGAUGGGUGGGCCUAAGUAUCUCAAUGAUUAUUGUAUUCAGAUCUACCAGACUGGUGAAAAAGACGACCGACUGCUUAACCCAGCCGACAUAAUCACCUCAAAUAACCUUACAGAUCCCCACAAAGAAUCCGCUUGUAAUCGUAAACACCAUAGAUUCAACACUCAACUCAGGGGUGUCAAGAAUAACUGCCUGUUUACAACUGACAACUUGACAUUUUCUGUCUCUAAGGAUGGCUGCGGAGCGAUCAUAAUACCUCUACUUCUGCAACAGCGCGGCGAGGAACUACAUGUUACAGAAGAUCUGGUAGUACAGAUCGUUGAAAACGACCAUCGUGACGCGGAUAUCAUGAAGUCCUUAUUCAAAUUCAGAGACAAUCUUCCAAUCACCAAAGAGGUUUUUAAAGCAGUAGCUUCGAUUUGGUACCACGGGCAUGAAGCAAUGAAGAUUCUACUUUGUUACAAAGGGAACAAGCUUCCAAUCACAGAGAAAGUGGUUUUAGAAGCCGCAGGAAAUUAUGGAGUUGGGCGAAAGAUAUUGCAGCUGCUUUUUGAUUGCAGAGGAAGUGAGCUCCCGGUCACGGAGACAGUGAUAAUAGCAGCGUUGGAUAAUUGGAACUCUAGAAAGGAGGCAUUUUGGGGUUUUCCAAAACACGAGAGAAAUGAUUUGGAGGCAUUCAUAAAGAAGUUGGGUUAUGAGUUCGAGGAGUACUACGACCAGGUCCAGCAGGAUGGCUCAAAUACUGAUGAACGUAUAUUUAAAAGAGGCUGA
Molecule: messenger RNA, 882 nt
Organism: Aspergillus glaucus CBS 516.65
Lineage: Eukaryota; Fungi; Ascomycota; Eurotiomycetes; Eurotiales; Aspergillaceae
Exons: 2
Coding region: 1-882 (293 amino acids)
Source: RefSeq, a predicted model, not a curated record